Chrysemys picta bellii (western painted turtle) is the source of this 509-nucleotide messenger RNA. RefSeq names its product chromosome 8 C5orf58 homolog (gene C8H5orf58). Lineage: Eukaryota; Metazoa; Chordata; Testudines; Emydidae. The record is from RefSeq and is a predicted model, not a curated record.
UCCUUUGUCUCUAGUUAAUGACAUUUACAUGAUAACAACCCCCCCAGCUUGCAGGAAUAAGAAACUGGACAAAACAUCUAUGUUCAAGAUGUUUAAGAGUGAUGUUGCUGACCAGCAGUUUAGCCUGGAAACUGCAAUUAAAAAUAUUGAUAAAAUGUCCAGUGAGUUGAAGAAACUAAAUGUGAAAAGCCAACUGCUGCUCUGUGACCUUACUUUGAACUUCAGUCAUCCUGUGAAGACCACAGUUUCAAGGGAGGUAGAAGAAAAGAAAACAGAUUUUGAGGAAUUACAAAAUUCCAUCAAGUUCCAUGCUGAUGCUUCCAUUAACAAUUCUUCUCUUUGAGCCAUUAAAAUUUCAGCAUGGUUUUCUACUCUGGUUGAAAUUUUUAUAAUAUGACAUUUUGUGUUAUCAGAGUAUGAAAAGUAGUAUCUGAAGAAUGUUUCAAUGUAUGAAAAACAAAUAUUUGAAUAACUCAGAAACAACUAAAAUAAUAAAAAGGCAAAUAAUU